Molecule: messenger RNA, 3538 nt
Organism: Ailuropoda melanoleuca (giant panda)
Lineage: Eukaryota; Metazoa; Chordata; Mammalia; Carnivora; Ursidae
Gene: ASB18
Product: ankyrin repeat and SOCS box containing 18
Exons: 4
Coding region: 382-987 (201 amino acids)
Molecular function (GO): protein binding
Source: RefSeq, a predicted model, not a curated record
UAAAAAGCUUCUGACCACAGGGAGAAGCAUCUGUGUUGCUGGAGCAGGGAAGCGGGAGACUCUGGAAUCAAGCUGCAGGAACCAGAAGGAGGACAGAAUCGUGAGAGAUAGGAGCACGGCCUGGGAAGGGAGCCCCACGGCAGCCCUGAGCUGGGAGGGUCCACAGCUGGAUUCAAAGAAUAAUCCUUAACAGAGACCUUCAGGAAGAUUGAUUCCCAUGGCCCGGUGAAGAAAAAGGCCGCCAGCCAAUGGCCCUCCCCAGCAGCUGAAACGGGAGCCAGGUUUUUUCUAUUUAUAGCAACGCCCACAGUGCCCUGCGCGGCGCAGCUGCUGCCUUUGGACUCAGUUGAGAAGUUUGGUCGAUACACAAACAACAGCACAAUGUCCAACUCUGAUCGCCUUCCGGAUUACCCACUCAACUCCGAUUUAGUGAGGAGAUUAAAGUCUGCCCUGGACGCCAGGGAUGAGGACAGAGUGGGCCACCUGAUCUGCACCGAAGUGGGGCACGUGGACGCCGUGAUAGAGCUGGCCAACGAGGACUGGAUGAAGGAGCCCUCGGCUCAGCUGCCCGCCGGCGUGCUCGUAGGCCUCUGGACCCUGGAGUACAAGCGCGAGCUCACCACGCCCCUGUGCAUCGCCGCGGCCCGUGGCCACACGGCCUGCGUGCGCCACUUGCUCAGCCGCGGCGCGGACCCCGACGCCAGCCCCGGCGGCCAGGGAGCCCUGCACGAGGCCUGCCUGGGGGGCCACACGGCCUGCGCCCAGCUGCUGCUGCAACACAGCGCCGACCCCGACCUGCUCAGCGCCGAGGGCCUGGCGCCCCUGCACCUCUGCCGCACGGCCGCCUCGCUCGGGUCCUGCCGCAGGUCUGCCCAGAAAUUCUUCGGAAGUGCUCAGACAAGACAUACUUCUCCCUGCCUUGAGGGCAGUACUGCACACAGCAUGGACGGUGUUCCCCAUUUACUGAAUGAGCAAGCGAAUGCAUGAAGCACUGGCAGAAAAGUCCAGAAAUAACUUACGGAGAAUGCCUCAACCCGUGCCUGGCUCAGAGAGAACGCUUAACAGACGAUACCAGUGGGAGGAGGUGGCAGGUGGGUGGCAUGGCUGAGAGCUUUGGAGCCAGAGGAGGAAGACCUUGGCUGUAUGGCCUUAUGCAAGUCACUGGUCUUCCAAGCCUCAAUUUUCCCACCUGGAAAUUCUACCCAGAGGGCAGAUUUGUUGUGAAAACCACAGAUAACAUUUUUUAAAAAUAAAUUUAAAAAUCAAGUACUGGGGACCUCUCAGCUCAGGUGCAGAGGUGUGAAAUCCCACUGUUGAGGGCUUUGUGUAAACCGAGUAAUGAGGAGGAGGGAGGACAGAAGAAGGAAAGCCUUGAGCAGGCGCCGUCUCACGGGAUGUAGGGAGGCUUGGCAGGUGCUGUCAAGCAGGACGGGAGCGAGGAAACAGCAGAAAAGCCCAGGGUGGAGGAACCGUGUGGAUUUCCGCACUUGGGAGGUAACCAGGUGGUGCCUCGGGAAGAUGCCAGAAGGUAGAUGGGAGCUAUGUGUGGGACGUGGGCUCAGAGUCCUACUUGCCCACUUAGAAGUAAGUUAAAAUGACACUGAUUCCACAGCCCUUCACGGGCUCAUCUCUAUUAACUCCUGCCUUUUGGCUUCAGCUACUUUUUCUGUGUACUGGGAACCUCGGGCCCCUGUAACAGCCUGUCACCACGAUCAUUAUCAAAGACGGCAAUGAGGGAUGGGGGUGUUCGCGUUCGCCCCAGCUGCUUUGGAUCAGAGGCUGUCCAGACAGCACAGUGGCUCCGUAAUCCCUCUAAGACAGAGACAAGUCAUUCUGACAUGCUUAGAUGGGAAUGUACCCUUGCUUCCUGACGUGACCGCUUGACACUGGCCCCAGGCCUUCCUGACUUGCCUGUCUACCAGGAUAGCAGGAAACCUGCUCACAAAACCUGUCACCGAGGAAAGGACUCGGCCAAAGCUGAGCCGCCCACACAGUCAUGCAAAAGCUUGGGUGGGGCUUUCCUCGCUAGGCCAUUUCUCCUUCCGCUGGAGACCUUGACACCUGCAAGGUCAGGUCUAGGAGGUCCCCUAGACUGUUACCAUUUAUCACUCUGCUUCUCACGGCCCCUGCCUGCCUUCAGGCUCACCUUCUCGGGGGUACUGCCACACAUAAUUUCUGAGAGCGCGGCUUGGACCUGGACAGAGCAGUGGAAACUUUGAGCUCAUUCUGAGAACCUGGAAAGCUCAGCUGACAUUCUUAGAAUCCAGGAACUGUCACAACAGCCGGUGGGGGAUGGGUUUGUUAUGAUCAGCCUCUCUUGCUCCCUUUUCACACUGUAACUCUGAUUCAUUAUGGAAAUUUUGAAAAUACAGGCAAGCAAAAAGGAAAUCAAAGCACCCUUCACCCCAUCAGCCAUAGGUAAACACACAUUGGCCUCCCUCCUUCCAGGCUUGCUUGCUCUCAGUGCCUAUGGAUCUCUGCUUUCUCUCUCUCUCUCUUUUUUUUUUUUUAACAAGGCUGUUCAGUACUGUUUUGUACCUAAUCUUUUCACAUAACCACUGCAAAUAGCUUUCCAAGUCAUUAAACAGGCUCCCACACCUUCAUUUUUGAUGACUGCCCAGUGUGCGCCAGCAGAGACCUGCCCCAGUGAAUUGUUUUUGUUGUUUCUCUCGUGCAUGUGGUCUGCAACUUACAUCAUUACCUGCUCGAAGGAAGUGCCAAGGUUUAGCCAAUUAGAGUCUCUUCAUUAAAAACGAAAAAGGGCACCUGCAGCCCUCCAGAGGGUGGGCCAGUGCCCUCGUUCUUCUGAAGGAUAUCCUUGCUGCAAAUAGCAACCUGGCCAUCUGCCAGUUAGGUUCUGGAUGGCGAAAAGAGGUCUGGUUGCAUUUCCCGGAGGACUUCUCCGGAGAGGCCGGGCUGCUUUAAAAAAAAGAGUAAUAGAAGAAAAUGUUUUGUGAUUGUUUGUGAGAACACAGGCUCCGCGGCAAAACGAGACAGAACCCUGAUUUCUCACCUCCUGCUGCACUGUUCAAAAUGCCUCCCAGAGAGGCAAGGAGGAAGCAAACGCGAAGCCCUCUGAUUGUGAAAUUUGCAUCCUCUCCUAGCUGGUUAUUGUCCCAGAGGGCAUUUCACAUCAAAUUGUACGUGUUUGUAAAGAUUUUUCACCCAAGGCAGACCACUUCUCCAGAUACUGCUGUCAGGGGCUGGAGAAAUAGACAGAAUUAAAAAUACGGAGAGACCCGGGGUAGAGAGAGGAACGGAUUGAAGGGCGGCAGACACUUCCAGCCUGGAAACCCUCGAUGCGGGUUCUCGUUCAGAGCCCCAGCCGGGUAAAUAAUGGGAAAAACAGCAGCCGCAGGAAGUAGAGCUGAAAGACGUCCAUUAACCAGAUGCGUUGGUGCGACGUGCUUUCUGGGAACACCCAUGGCAGGCCAGCUCCGCCACGGGCACCAAAGCACAGAGACCAAUGAAACCCCCAUUUCUACAGUCAACGAGCCACCCGUCUUCAGGCAGGCGUCGGACGAGCUGGUGAACAUUA